Molecule: messenger RNA, 2151 nt
Organism: Striga hermonthica
Lineage: Eukaryota; Viridiplantae; Streptophyta; Magnoliopsida; Lamiales; Orobanchaceae
Source: the annotation of a GenBank genome assembly
AUGGCGCUGGACCCUUCCCCGUACCCCGCCACCCCCACAAACCACCGCUGGGGACUAAACCCCCUCCACCACCCACCCGAUUACGAUGUCGUAUCCGCCAACAAAGCCAUAACAUCCUGCUGGCGAGCCGGCGACCUCGAUGGCGCCCGCCACCUGUUCGACUCCAUGCCCGUCCGCACCGCCGCCUCCUGGAACACCAUCAUCACCGGAUACUCCAAAUCCGACAUGCUCCAACAAGCCCUGACCCUCUUCUCCACCAUGCUUCGUUCGAACGUCAGCCCCAACGAGACCACUUUUUCGCUUUCUCUGAGCGUCUGCGGGCGCGUGGGCUCCCUAUCUGGCGGGAGACAGGUCCACGGCCUAGUUGUAAAAUCCGGACACGUGAAAUUCAAGCACGUGGGAAGCUCACUGCUGCAUGCGUACGCGAGUUGUUCGCGAAUUUGGGACGCGCGUGUGGUGUUUGAUGAAUUAAUUGAGGAUAACGAGCUGUUGUGGAGUCCAAUGCUGGCGGGUUUUGUGGAUUGUGGUCUAAUGGGUCAGGCAUGUAACGUGUUUGAUAAAAUGCCUAAACGUGGCGUGGUGGAGUGGACCACGUUAAUUUCGGGCUAUGCGAAGAGCGACAAUGGGUUCGAGAAAGCGUUGGAGCUUUUCAACAUGAUGAGGGAGAGCAUGAUCCACGACGGCCCGAAUGAGUUCACUUUGGAUUGUUUGGUCAGGGGUUGUUCGGAGUCAGGUGACUUGUCGACCGGGAGAGCUCUUCACGGGCUUGUGGUCAAGUCUGGGCUUGAGCGCGAGCACUCUGUUUGUGGUGCCUUGGUUUGUUUGUACAGUAGGUAUGAGUCCAUGGAUGAAGCCCAAACAGUUUGCAACAGCGUGUCGGGCCUGGCCUUGGGCAACAUGAAUGAGUUGAUUGGGGGUUUUGUGAAUUUAGGAAAGAUUGAGAAAGCCGAGUCGAUUUUUUUUGGCAUGCCCAAGAAAAAUCCCGUUACCUACAAUAUAAUGAUCAAAGGGUAUGCAUCGUGCAGCAGGUUUGAGGACGCAGAAAGGUUGUUCAUGCAAAUGCCCGUCAAGACCCUGAGUUCCCUAAAUACUAUGAUCAUGGCAUAUGCCAAGAAUGGGGAACUCAAGAAGGCCGUGUACCUUUUUGAUAAGGCAAAAAACGAGAAGAGCCCAAUCACUUGGAACUCAAUAAUUACGGGACACAUUCUAAACGAUGGCCACGAGGAUGCUUUCAGACUGUAUCUUGCCAUGUGUAGGUCAUCCAUACCUCGGACGAGAUCGACCUUUUCAAUUUUAUUCCAUUCUUGCGCUUGCACGGGGUCCCUACAACAGGGCCGGCUACUGCACGCCCAUCUAUCAAAAACCCCAUUUUCCUCAAACGUCUUCGUGGGCACGUCCCUCAUCGACAUGUACUCUAAAUGCGGGAGCAUGAGUGACGCACACACCGCAUUCACGUCCAUAUCGUCCCCCAACGUGGCGGCCUGGACGGCCCUCAUUAACGGGCUCGCACACCACAGGCCCAGCCCGGAAGUCCUCUUGCUCUUCAGACUCAUGAUGGAGAGUGGGGUGGCCCCGAAUGCAGCGACAUUCGUAGCCGUGCUGUCUGCGUGUGCGCGUUCGGGCUCGGUGGGCCCAGGGCUGAGGCUGUUCCGCUCGAUGACAGAGGAUCACGGGAUCAAGCCUGCUCUGGAGCACCUGACGUGCGUGGUGGAUCUUCUGGGGCGGGCAGGGCUCCUGCACGAAGCAGAGGAGCUUGUUGAGAGCACGGAAAUCAAGGCGGAUGGGUAUCUUCUCAUCUCGUUGCUGCAUGCCAGCUGGCACUGGAUGGACAUGGGGCUGGCUGAGCGGGUGGAGAGAAGGAUGGUCGAAAUGGGUCUCAGUCAAAGUGCGUCUGCAUAUGUUAUCGUGUCGAAUAUGUACUCGGGCUUGGGGAAAUGGGAGAAGAAGAAGGCAGUGAGGGAUACAUUGAGAGAUUUGGGUGGGAAGAAGGAUCCUGGGUGGAGUUGGGUGGAUGUGAACAAUAGGACUCAUGUGUUUUCUGUGGACUGUAGAGAAAAUCCGCAGUCUGAUGUGAUCUAUGCAAAUUUGGAGUCCCUCAGUGUGAAUGGAUAUUAUAGUAAUGAUUUUGAUUCUUUUUCUCUUUUCAGUUAA